This is a messenger RNA of Peronospora matthiolae, 750 nucleotides long. The record is from the annotation of a GenBank genome assembly. NCBI's taxonomy places the organism in Eukaryota, Oomycota, Peronosporomycetes, Peronosporales, Peronosporaceae.
AUGCCCGAGUCGGAAGAAGUGGUGGAGCCAUUGCACCUGGAGCUGGAGGACCGCGAGGUGUAUCUGGCCAAGAUCCCAACGGCGCUCGGAGCAUCGUGGAAAAAUGUACAAGAGAGUGAGCUCAUGUUGGGGUCCAUCAAACUGGAGAAGAAAAGCGUCCUCGGUCGUCGCAAGGGAAUGCUGACAAUAAAUCCGAGCGCACUGGAGACGGAUAUCCCGACCGAGUAUCGUGUGGAGAUCAGUGAGACUCCGCUGAAGCUCAAGGUGUUUUCACUGGACGGCUCUGGUCGAAUGGCUAUCGAAGGCACAGUAAAGAAUAGCUGUACCAUCAUGGCCCAGCGUAACGACCAGUACAGCAAGAUGUGCAAGCAACGACUGAUUAAGUCGAUGGUCAAGACGAGAAUUGUGCAGCCGCUAGAAGAUUUGCCGCGCGUGAAGAAGGCUCGAAUCCAGUUUACGAUUGAGAAGCCAGAUCCUGACGCCGAUGAGGAUGACGCCGAUGCAAAGCUACAGGACAAGUUGGACAAAAAGAUUAAGAUGAGCAAGGACGAGCUUAAGAAUCUCGUGUUCCACCACUUCGAGGAGCGCGAGUACUGGCCACUCAAGGAGCUCAAUUUCCACUGCCGCCAGCCUGAGUCCUUCCUGAAAGAGGUACUCAAGGAAAUUUGCAUCUACCACCGCAAGGGCCCCAACAAGAGCUGCUACGAGCUGAAGCCUCAGUACAAGGAUGGCGUCUCUUCGAAAGCGUAG